Messenger RNA from Strongylocentrotus purpuratus (purple sea urchin), 4200 nucleotides. Its product is annotated as zinc finger protein 585A. Gene Ontology annotation, biological process: regulation of transcription by RNA polymerase II. The coding region runs from base 134 to 2809 and encodes 891 amino acids. The transcript has 3 exons. The record is from RefSeq and is a predicted model, not a curated record. Gene Ontology annotation, molecular function: DNA-binding transcription factor activity, RNA polymerase II-specific; RNA polymerase II cis-regulatory region sequence-specific DNA binding. Lineage: Eukaryota; Metazoa; Echinodermata; Echinoidea; Camarodonta; Strongylocentrotidae.
AAGUUAUUUUUUUUCUCUUUCUCACUUGAAUCGAAUCGAGAGUUGAGUGCAGCUGCUUUACGAGUAAUUACCUAGUUUUGGACGGAAUGCAGAAGUUAAGCAAAACCUCUACGAAGAUAUUCAAAGAAGGGCAAUGACGACUAGAGAGUGCACUACAGGAGAGCAUCAAACGCUCCUGGAAGAUGAAGACAGGUAUCAUUCGGUGCAGUGGGAGGAUGCUGGUCAUCAGAUCAAGUGCAUGAAGCAAGAAGACUGGGAAGAAACAGGCUCUCAAGAAGACAAGAACUUAUUUCCUGGGCCUGGUAUGAGCCAUGCUUCACAAUCUGCAAUAGAGCAAAAUGUCAUCAGUAGUUUGGACACUCCAGUGAUCACACUCGAAUGUCAGGAACAGGCACGAUUAGGCUCUUUGACUGAGGAGGGUGGUUAUUCUAACAUCAGUAGUUUGAACACUCCACUGCUCGCCCUCGAAUGUCAGGAACAGGCACAAGAAGGCUCUUUGACUGAGGAGGGUGGUUAUUCUAACACCACCAACCCUGCAGAAGCUCGAUGUGAAGUCUCGGUCGACCGUCCUCCAAGAACCACCAGAGCCACCGAAGAACAUGGUGAAGAUCAUCGUGAAGCAACGACUGAACGUACAGAAGAUAUCCAGAAGCCGUUUCCAUGCCCCGAGUGCCAUAAAAGGUACAUUCGUAAACAUGACCUAAAAUUGCACAUGAAGUACCACACUGGGGAGGAUCUUCACCCGUGUGAGGAGUGUGAGAAGAAGUUUCAUUCCAAGUGUGUCCUCAGGAAGCACAUGAAAUUACACACAGGCGAAAAGCCCCAUGUUUGUUCAGUGUGUAGCUUCGGGUUCUUGAGAAAGAGUACCCUCACAGUACACAUGCGAAGGCACAAUGAUGAGAAGCCAUUUCAGUGCCGUCAAUGUCCGAAGAGAUUUAUCGUAAACAAUGAGCUUACAAGCCAUGUGAAGCACAAGCAUGGUGGGGUAGGGGAGCACAAGUGUGGUUAUUGUAGUAAGAGGUUCUUUUCAAGAAGUGACCUCAUUAUACAUGAAAGAACACACACCAACGAAAGGCCGUUUCAAUGUUCGGAGUGUGGUAAAAAGUUUCGUUCAAAGAGUUGCCUUACUGUACAUAGGCGAUUGCAUAAAGGAGAGAUGCUUAAAGGAGAGAUGCAGAAAGGAGAGAUGCGUACAGGAGAGAUGCUUAAAGGAGAGAAACAUCAGUGUCCCGUCUGUAAUAAGACAUUCAGUCAGAAGUGUUACGUCAGUGUGCACAUGAGAAUCCACAAUGGAAAGCCGCAUAGGUUCCCUCACUUCCUCAGGGGGUUACUCACCAAGUCUGAUCUUGCGCAACAGGUUCGAGCGCAAAGAGGCGAAGAAACGUUUUCGUGCACCAAGUUACUCACCAAGUCCGAUCUCGCGCAACAGGUUCAAGCGCAAAGUGGGGAAGAAACGUUUUCGUGUACCAAGUGUCCUGAGAAAUAUUACACAAAAUCAGAGCUCUCAAAACAUUUCCUGUAUCACCAGACGAAAAAGCUUCGGUGUGGUAAGUGUGAUGAGGUAUUCACGUCAGAGGCUCGUUUUGCGCAGCACAUGAGGAGUCAUACAGAAAAGUUUAUGUGUGGUACGUGUGAUAAGGUUUUCACGUCAAAGGGUCGUCUUGCCCAGCACAUAAGGGGCCAUACAGAAAAGAAGUCUCACUUGUGUGCUGUAUGUAAUGAAAGUUUUAAGACGAAGGCCAUCCUUUUGCAACACAAACAAACGCAUACCAGAGAAAAACGGUUUGCGUGUCCGGAAUGUGGUAAGAAAUUUCCAAAGAGGGCAAGGCUGGCUGUUCACAUGAGGACUCACACUGGUGAAAAGAAUUAUAAAUGCUCACAAUGCGACAAAGCAUUUAGCAUAGCCGGUAACCUUGAGAGACAUAAGCUUACAGUACAUACCGGUGUCAAGGCUUUUUCUUGUCCCUUGUGUGAUGUCAAGUUCACUGCUAAAUGGAGUUGCGAUGCCCACAUCGUGAAAUUCCACCCCGAAAAAUGUCUGUAUGAGUGUUCCGAAUGCAGUCGGAAAUUCCUCACAAAGGGUUCCCUCGAGGAUCACAUUUUGAGAGUACAUGGUGAAGACACUGAUCCACACAAAUGCAAAAGGUGUGAUGAGAAAUUUGCUACAAUGGGCAGUCUACGUGAACACGCUUUGAGAAUACACCCGAAAAGGCCGAAUGUUGAGCGUAACCAGUGCUCCGAUUGUGAUAAAACCUAUUCUUCAAAGCAAGGUCUUCUUGCUCAUAGAUGGAUGAUCCACUCAGAGGGAAAGUUACCUGAGUGUGGGGAAUGUGGAAAGCGAUUUAAGUCGAAAGCUUCCCUGCGGUACCACCAAAGAGUCCACAGGGGUGAAAAGCCUUUCCAUUGUCCCGAGUGUGAUGCGAGGUUCCAUCUGAAGAACAUCCUCAAUAACCACAUGAAGAUCCACUCGCUGGAGAAACCUCACCACUGCCCCGACUGCAGCAUGAGAUUCAACUCUGGGCAUAACCUUGCAAGGCAUCGUAAGAAACACACAGGUGAGAAGUCCUUUCAGUGUUCCAUUUGUGGCAGAAUGCUGGGAAGGAAGCAGGCUCUUAAUGAACACAUGAUGACGCACACCGGGGAGCGACCGUUCUGGUGCCAACAUUGCGAUAAAGGUUUUGUUUCAAAGACGGAACUUAGGAGGCAUUUAACGAAACAAGCGAGUGCACAGCCACAUCCGUGUCCUAAAUGUACAGAGACCUUUCCUUAUAAGUGCAGCCUUAAGAAUCAUAUAAAAAUGAUGCAUUGACGAAAUCUAUUCCAGAUUGGAACCAGUUUUGGUGCCAACAUUGCGAUAAAGGUUUUGUCUCAAAGACGGAACUUAGGAGGCAUUUAACGAGACAAGCCAGUGCACAGCCGCAUCAGUGUCCCAAACGUACAGAGAGAUUUCCUUACAAGUGCAGUCUUAAGAAUCAUAUGAAAGGGAUGCAUUGACGGAAUCUAGUCCAGAUUUGAACCAGGGGGUGUUUCACAAAGAUCCCAAGUUGGACUUAACAAUUAUGGAAAGCUGUUAGCAUGUUUGAAAAUAUUUUGUAAAAGUUAUUUUAGAAGGCAUAUAACGUUGAAUCGUACUUUCUAUUGUCAAGGAGAUUUCAUGUUCUUGAUGUGGAAUUUAUGAAAAGUCUAAAAUACUUGAGUUUUUGUUUUUGAAUAUAUUUCAUUCUAAGGCUACGAAUGGCUGUCCAUGAAUUUUAAGUCCAACUUAGAGUUAAGUUCGACUUGGGGCCUUUGUGAAACACCCCCAGGGGCUUGUUUCAUGAAGCCGUCAUAAGUACAAGAUCAAUUUCAUCCCAAUGCUUUUGUUCGACUUGUCUGCUGAGUGUUUCACAAAACUGUUUUUGCAACUUCCCUUCAACAGACUUGUUGCGACUCCAAACCUGUCAUAUCUUUUUAGAACGCCAUCUGAUCUCAAGGCAACUUUAAGCUGGUCUAUGGGCAGCAAAGAAAAUGAAAACUGGAAAUUUAUUUUCACAAUUACUUCUUGAUCUUCAAGCUCUCAUUUCGCCGAUCAGUUCUUUUGGGUGUUAACCAGUUGACAUCUAAAUUCUCUCAUUGCCAUAGACUUAAUACGGGAGUUAUCCGGUUCCCGUUGGCAAUGUGUUAAUAUAAAAGCAUUAUAUUCUUAUAAAGUGUUAAUGCCUUGUAAAUAUAAUAAACAUUAUUUGUAGAAGUAUGUACAUCGGUCUACCAUAGAAAAGUUACCAAAGAUCGAACAGUCUGUAUUUCCAGACCCAUGAGAUUGAGGACCAUUUUUUGUUUAGGCAUUUCUCUAGAUAGUUUACUUAUAUCAAGCAUAAACUCAAUACAAAUCAUGUCACAGUAUUAUUGGAAAAAUAUAAAAGCUGUGAGCCAUAAAAUAUCUUUUUUUCAUUAUGUUCUUAACUAAACAAUUUAAUCAGGGUCUUCUUUAGAUUAGAAAUGAGUUAUGGUAUCCUCUUACUUGCAAUAUUGUAUUCGCUCGUCGCCAAAGUUACCUCAAGUUUUGCCAUUUUUUAUAAAUUCUUAGAUGUUAAAUUAGGAAGGUAGGAUUUAGGAACACAUGUUUUCAUGCAAACUACAGUGUGUAGGUGUUUGUAUCAUUUUGUGCUACCAUUCUUUUACAUUUUUACUUUUUGAAAUAUAGAUUCAUUUGAAUAUACA